CUCAAAUAAUUCAUCUUCCCGCCAAUAAAAAUCACAAGCGACGCUCCAUUGCAUCUCCACAGCCGCACCUCCGUCGAGAUCUCCCAGCGACGCUCCGUCGUUUCUUCCCCACCUCCGUCGAGAUCUCCACAGCAGCGAUUCUCCACAGAAGAAGAAGCUGAUGGAGAAUUCAAUCACACAGUUCCGCAACGGCGUAGGUCGGUUCUGCAACCACCUGGAAUCCAGCUCUGCCGCUCUUCUUCAAUCCGUCAACCGCCGUGCGAUUCCGUUCGAUUCUGCUUCAUUAUCGUUCGUGCAAUGUCUGAACCGCCGUGUAUCAACUGCUACCAGCGAUCUCAACCUCCUUGAGUCCAUGUCGUUUGAUACGGUGUCGUUUGAGGAGUUGCUUGGUCACUGCAAUGAGAUUUAUAAGAAGAAUGAGAGUGAUGUAGUUGAGCUUGAGGAGAGACUUUCUGCGUUUGGAUAUGUUGCUGGGUUGGAGAUUGAUGAACCUGAAGAGGACAUAAAUGAUUCACAACCAAAUACAAGUUUGGAUUUGAAGAACGCAAUGGAAGACGACGACUCUUUAUUUGAUGAUACAUUGAGCUUGCAGAAGUUUGGCAUUUCUGAUGCUUCUAUCGCCACUAUUCAAUCUGGAGAUUACAAUAAGAUUGAGUUGGACCCGCUAUAUGAACCAGCCAUGGAUUUCUCAGAAAAAGAAAGUAAACAAUUAGACAAACGGGACGAGUUGGAAGAUUUUAAGUCUUUUAUAACGGUACCUAAAGAUGCUUAUGAAGCUCUUCCUUCAUAUAUGAAAUCCUUAGCAUCUUGGGAGGAUUUGCUUGCUGUUGUGGAAAAGAUGAACUUGCACCUUAAACAGAAAACCAAGAAUCACAACUUCUUUACCCAAGAUGAAGUUUCGUCACUCGAUUUAGGCUCUAAAACCCGAUCAUACUUGUUGUUGCUCGUGAAGAUGAACCUUUUAGUUGUGGAGACGAUUGAUGGGUUGAUUUCGUAUAAGGUACUGUAGGCUAAGUGACCCAGAGCUCGUGGAUCGGCUGGUUUGCAAACAAAACAACGUAUGAAUUCCCUAUUAUAUUUUUUCGGGGCCCAACUACUUAGCGGAUUUGAAUGUGUGAUUGUGAAACUAGAGGUUUGAAUAGUUCAUUUUAUACGAAUUUAGAGUAGAAGUGUGUUUUAGUUGAUGAUUCUUUCCUGUUUUAGAUUGUGUAACAAUAUAGUUUAAAACGUAAAAGGAAAGUGAUCAAGCACAAAUUAUUAAA
Messenger RNA from Helianthus annuus (common sunflower), 1262 nucleotides. RefSeq lists its product as uncharacterized. The record is from RefSeq and is a predicted model, not a curated record. NCBI's taxonomy places the organism in Eukaryota, Viridiplantae, Streptophyta, Magnoliopsida, Asterales, Asteraceae. Bases 161 to 1009 code for a protein of 282 amino acids. Gene Ontology annotation, biological process: chromosome segregation. Gene Ontology annotation, cellular component: outer kinetochore. The transcript has 8 exons.